This is a messenger RNA of Cuscuta epithymum, 1894 nucleotides long. The record is from the annotation of a GenBank genome assembly. NCBI's taxonomy places the organism in Eukaryota, Viridiplantae, Streptophyta, Magnoliopsida, Solanales, Convolvulaceae.
UCCAACUCUUUUUUUAAUGUGAUGUCGUGACUUGUAAAAUUAGAGAUGCUCUCGCGUCCCAAUUCUUCGCGUUCUCUGCUUCCUUUGACAGUCACGAAUAACAAACAGACCGUCGUUCUCCAACUUCUUACAGAAAGCCCUACAAAAGGUUUUGGUUCUGAAUUCUGAUGGUGGUAGGAUCAUCAGCUACGAAGCAAGGCCUGCCUUCAUUUGGAGCAUCUGCAGCUACCAGAAAUGCGAUCGACAUGGACAGGAGCUCCCCCCCUGCUUCUGUAGCGACGCCGAAUGAUGAAGCUCGGCAGUCUCACAACGCCAAGUCCGUUGCGGAAGUGAAUUUAGGUUUCACAGAGAGAGCAAUUUCCGCUGCCGGAGCUGCCGUUCUCUCCGCAAUCCUCGUUAACCCUCUUGAUGUCGCCAAGACAAGGUUGCAAGCUCAGGCUGCUGGUGUCCCUUAUGAGGGUAUUGGUAGGAUGGAGUCUCAUGGAGCACAUACUAAAUGGGAUAUGAAAUGCAACUGCAGCACAAAUGCAAUUUUUGGCACUGAGCCUGCAUGCUCUUCAGAUUCUGCUCGGUACAAAGGGACUGUGGAUGUCCUCUCCAAAGUGAUACGCCAAGAAGGAUUUACUAGAUUGUGGAGAGGCACGAUUGCAAGUUUGGCGUUGGCAGUCCCUUCUGUGGGGAUCUAUUUGCCUUUAUAUGACAUUUUCCGAAAUUCUCUUGAAGAGUAUGCUUUGCACAGUGCCCCAAUAGUUUCUCCAUAUAUACCCUUAGUUGCGGGUUCAUUGGCAAGGUCAAUAGCAUGUAUCACUUGCUACCCAGUUGAGCUUGCAAAAACGCGGAUGCAAGCUUUCAGGGAUACCCCAAAUACUGUGAAGCCCCCAGGAGUGUGGAAGACAUUGUUUGGGAUCAUUUCUUCUGUCCGAAGUGCGAAUGGGCAUCAACACUCAAUUCAAGUGUACCGGCCAUUGUGGACAGGACUAGGGGCACAACUUGCUCGGGAUGUCCCUUUCUCUGCAAUCUGCUGGUCAACUCUUGAGCCAACUAGGAGAAAAGUGCUGGGUGUGAUGAAUGAAGAAAGGAGUGGAGGCAGUAUAAUGGGCGCAAACUUCAGUGCCGGUUUCAUUGCAGGGAGCCUUGCUGCUGCUGCUACAUGUCCUUUAGAUGUGGCAAGGACCCGUAGGCAAAUAGAGAAUGAUCCUAAGAGAGUGCUGGAGAUGACAACUAGAAGAACAUUAAUUGAAAUCUGGAGGGAUGGGGGCAUGAGAGGAUUGUUCACAGGAGUUGGGCCAAGAGUUGCGCGAGCUGGGCCAUCAGUCGGAAUAGUUGUUUCCUUCUACGAGGUUGUGAAGUACACAUUGCAUAACAGUCGUCAAAUCUACAAGCGUUCCUUGCUUGCCAUAUGUGAUAUGCCGCGGCGCAGAAAGCAAGUCGGACAGCUUUCGCCUUCAAGGUUGAGCCUUUGUACUUCUUGAGUAUCCAUUUGACCGAGCUAUGCAGGAUGGUCAUCUCCAUAUCCUACACGUAAAUGGACAAAGAAAAAAGAGGUGUGGUGUUGUCUCCAAGUCACCGUUGCAAAGGUCACAUCUAUUAACAAUAUGCAUAUAAGUAACGUAACCCUUAGCUUUAUGCACCGUAGCAAUCCUAUCAUGCGUUGACUAACCCCUCUCUUGUGCACGAUGAGCAAUUAACACCAAUCACCAAUGUCUUUCACUUGCUAAUUUGAGACGCUAAUCUACGAGUUGUUUAAAUAUUCGUGUCAUAGAAUGAUAGAAUGAAAUAAGAAUAAGUAAUUUUCGUUCGGUGUAACUGUAACACUUUUAAAUAUGAGUGAAUUCGGUUCUGUUUCAGAACCUAACAGGGAAAAGCACUGAACAGGCGCUAAAUUCAGUUUUGA